Messenger RNA from Lactuca saligna, 1771 nucleotides. The record is from the annotation of a GenBank genome assembly. NCBI's taxonomy places the organism in Eukaryota, Viridiplantae, Streptophyta, Magnoliopsida, Asterales, Asteraceae.
AUGGUGUUGAUGUCACUGUUUUUGUCCAACUAUGAAUCAAAUUUAGGAAGAGAUGGAGAUAACAGGAAGACGGUGGGAAGCACAACGAAAGAGCUCGUUAAGCUCUUGCUUCAGCGUCGCUAUACCGUUCAUGCUACCGUCCGCUCCCUCGAUGAUCCAAACAAGACACAACACCUACUUGCCCUUGAUGGAGCUAAGGAAAGGCUGUCUUUGUUUGAAGCUAACUUGACUGAAGAAGGAUCUUUCGAGUCCGCAGUUAAUGGCUGUGAAUGUGUCUUUCAUAUGGCAACUCCUGUUAUACCUUCAGUUUCAGUUUCUGAUCCAAAAGCAAAACUCAUAGAUCCUGCAGUGAAGGGAACGCUUAAUGUUCUCAAAUCAGCUGCAAAAGUUUCAUCUCUCAAAAGAGUGGUUUUGACAUCUUCCAUGAGUGCGGUUAUGUUUCGUGUAGAACCUCGGGAGUUUGGUGCUGUGGUGGAUGAAACAUGUUAUGGUAUCCGCUUUCGAAGACCCUGGUCUCCAUCUGCUCAGUUUCCAACAGAGCUCCCCGGUUUCAGAGAGAUGAUCGGAGAAGGAAAGGUAGUCUGUGUUACAGGAGCUUCGGGAUUCAUAGCUUCAUGGCUCGUCAAGCUCUUGCUUCAGCGUGGCUACACUGUUCAUGCUACUGUCCGAUCCCUCGAUGAUCCAAAAAAGACGCAACACCUACGUGCUCUUGAUGGAGCUCCGGAAAGGCUUUCUUUGUUUGAAGCAAACUUGGGUGAAGAAGGAUCUUUCGAGUCUGCUGUUAAUGGUUGCCAAUGUGUCUUCCAUACAGCCUCUCCUGUUAUAUUUUCAGUUUCUGACCCAAAGGCACAAUUGCUAGAUCCUGCAGUGAAGGGGACACUUAAUGUUCUUAAAUCAGCUGCAAAAGUUCCAUCUCUCAAAAGAGUGGUGUUAACAUCUUCCAUAGCUGCAGUUCUAGUUGGUGUAAAACCUCCCGAGUUUGGUGCUGUGGUGGAUGAAACCUGGUUUUCAGAUCCUGAAACUUGUGAGCAAAAAGAGUUAUGGUAUCCCCUUUCAAAGACCCUAGCUGAGGAUGCUGCAGUAAAAUUUUCUGAAAAUAAUGGUCUUGAGUUGGUGGUUAUAAAUCCCGGGUUUGUCAUCGGCCCUAUUUUACAACCAACUAUCAACAUCACUUCUAAGGGAUUUAUUGGUUUGAUUGAAACUGGAAAGGAAGUAUUUCCAGAUGGAAUCUAUAGACUUGUUGAUGUGAGAGAUGUUGCUAAUGCUCAUAUUUUAGCAUUUGAGAACCCUGAAGCAAGUGGAAGAUACAUUAUGGUUGCAGAUGUAAAUCACUCUUCAGAUAUCAUGAAGAUCGUAAACCAAGGCUAUCCUGCCUUUGAGUAUUCAGAAAGGUAUAAAGACAGCAAGUACGAAGGGACACCACCUUUCUUUGUGUCAAGAACAAGGGCGGAAAGUUUAGGAGUUCAGUUUACUACGGUUGAGGUAAGCAUCAAGGACACUGUUGAAAGCCUAAAAGAGAGGAAGUUACUAAGCUUCUAAAACACUAUGUUCGGGUUGAAACUUAAACAGGUUAAGGGUUGAGGUAGAUUGACCCUAGUCCGACCCAUUUAAUUAUCAUGUUGUAUCAUGUCAAUCUAUUUAUUCUCUUGUCAAGUUUAUAUCGGAUAGAUGUGUUUAGGAUUUUAGACCUUAUAAAUUUGUUUUGAUGCUAAAAACUUGAUGUGUAAAACCAAAUCUCAAUUUUAUAGAAGGAAAUACGUUAGAAACUAUU